Colletes gigas is the source of this 1229-nucleotide messenger RNA. RefSeq lists its product as uncharacterized. The transcript has a single exon. The record is from RefSeq and is a predicted model, not a curated record. NCBI's taxonomy places the organism in Eukaryota, Metazoa, Arthropoda, Insecta, Hymenoptera, Colletidae. The coding region runs from base 225 to 1223 and encodes 332 amino acids.
CGUGAUCGAGGUGGAUUACUUUAUCGCGAGCGUAUCCUAAAAAUCCACGUGUUUCCGUACUCAACACGUUCUUCAUUUUCGAUACCCAUCCACGUGUUUCAAGUGACGUACUGACGCACCAUCAUUAUUAUUUACAAAACUAUACAGACAUUGAGUAUUUUGGUGAACAAUUUAUUGCAACAAGUGCAUAAAAGCCACGUGGUAAUUAAUAGUGCAAUAGUGAUAUGCCAUUACAACACUCGCCGAAGCCGGUCGUCGAUCAGCAACAAGCAAGUACACCGCGAACAUUGCAAGCUGAUAUAAACCCAAUUAACGAAACAAUGGCCACCGGCCAAGAUCACACUUUACCACUGGGAGACACCUUUGCAGCAUUCGCCUCUGUAGCCAACAUUAAAAUCCCUCCAUUUUGGAAACAUGAUCCGAGCUUGUGGUUCAUACAAGUGGAAUCAAUUUUCCAAACCAGCCGUACCACUAGCGAUUCAACCAAAUACAACCAUAUAGUCAGUUCAUUAGACGCGGAGACUAUGAUGGAGGUUGCAGACAUACUGCGUAACCCACCAGGAGAAGGAAGGUACGUACAACUGAAAGCGAAAAUAAUCAAACGGUUCUCUGACUCCGCAGAUCAGCAAUUGCACAAGGCACUUGCUGAAGUCCAAUUGGGGGAUAAGAAGCCCAGCCAAUUAUUAAGGCAAUUACAGUCCCUGGCUGGUAAUCGAGCAUCAGAAGAUGUGCUCCGCGUGAGAUGGCUGGCAUUACUACCACCAGCCAUUGUACGGUGCUUAAAGAUUCUCCGAGCAGCCUCACUCAACGAGCAAGCGCAGCUGGCUGACGAACUCAUGGAGAACCAGUCCAGUCCAUUCAUAAUGGCAACACACCCAUCAGGCAGCCGCUCUGUAUCACCAAACCACCGUUUCACCGACACGGUCUUAACUAACCUGGCAAAGGACAUGUCUGUCAUUAAACACACCAUGCAUGAGCUAGUGACUCAAACAAAAGAACUGUCGCGAAUACUGAGUCGCAGCCAUUUGCAUGGAUCACAACGUGGUAGGAGUAGACAACGCUCACAUACCAGAGAAAUCUCACCAUCACCAGGUAGUGAGUGCUUCUACCAUCGCAAAUACGGUGCAAACGCAAAACAUUGCACAUCACCUGUAAUAGUAGCAGGCCUGCGUAUGUGUGCGGGGGAGUCGAGUGAGGCUCGCGCUUCUGAGACGUGUCUGUAAGCCUUA